UUCUUGGACAUUCCGAACAGCGGAGAGGCUGACUGAGUGCUCCAGAGGCUGGAGUGGAAUUUGCCUUAUUAGGAAUAGAUCAAGAUGUCCAAAUCAUUGAAGAAGAUAGUGGAGGAGAGCAGGGACAAAAACCUCAGUGAUGUGGACAUGUGUGAACGAGGCAUUUCUAACAUGCUGGAUGUUCCAGGCUUAUUUACCUUGUCUAAUAUAACACAGCUGAUCCUCAGUCACAACAAGCUUACAGCUGUUCCACCAAACAUUGCGGAUUUGAAAAAUCUUGAAGUCCUCAACUUCUUCAACAACCAGAUUGAAGAACUGCCAACGCAGAUUAGCAGCCUUCAGAAGCUGAAACACCUUAACCUGGGAAUGAACAGGCUAAACACAUUGCCGAGAGGAUUUGGCUCUUUACCUGCUCUAGAAGUCCUUGACUUGACCUACAACAACCUGAAUGAGAAUUCUUUGCCUGGAAACUUCUUUUAUCUAACCACCCUGCGUGCACUCUAUCUAAGUGACAACGAUUUUGAAAUCCUGCCGCCAGAUAUUGGGAAACUCACAAAGUUGCAGAUAAUUAGUCUCCGGGAUAAUGACCUAAUAGCGUUGCCUAAAGAAAUAGGGGAACUGACUCAGCUUAAAGAACUUCACAUACAGGGAAACCGGCUGACCGUCCUGCCCCCUGAACUCGGCAACCUGGAUCUCACUGGUCAAAAGCAGGUGUUUAAAGCUGAGAACAACCCCUGGGUCACGCCAAUAGCUGACCAGUUCCAACUCGGAGUGUCUCAUGUUUUUGAAUAUAUCCGUUCCGAGACCUACAAGUACCUUUACGGAAGACACAUGCAAGCCAACCCUGAACCCCCAAAAAAGAACAACGACAAGUCAAAAAAGAUAAGCCGGAAGCCGCUGGCCGCGAAGAAUAAAUAGAGCUCUGGGAGACACUGAUGCUUCGAGCCCAAGCCUUGCAUGUGAUUAAAUAUUUCUUUUAUUCCCCAUAAUAUUACAAGUCGGGGAAUUGUAACGAUUACACGGUUAAGCUUGCUCGGUGCUUUACUUAUUAUCUAUGCAUUGAAACAGCGAUGCUCACAACUACUCAGCAGCGACUGUUACCUUCUUAUGGUUUAUAAUGUAUACACCCACAGAAAUCAUAGAUUUUCUCAGCAUAUAUAUAGAUGUUGACUUAAUGUAUGAUUUUGUAAUAGUGUUUUAUUUUUAAAAUAUUGUGUACAAAAAAAUAUGUAUUUUAUUUAAUGAAAUCUGCCCUAAUAUUGCCAGUUAGAACAGUUCUAGAUGGUUAUUGACGCCAUCUUAAAAUCCAUUCAGUACUGUAAAAGCUUAUGUUUAUUACCCCAUUACUGUAAUAUCUUAUGUGUAUUUUGUAUUAUGUAUAAGAAAUUUCAGGCAUUUCGGGGGCCACAUUAUGUAAGGAAAGCAAAAGUUUCCAAAAAUAAAUGAAUAUACUUCACAUUUAUUACAAUCUCGGUCAAGCAUAAGUAUUACUGAUUGUACAGUCUUUACAUCUAAACACAUUCAAAUAGAAUUUUGUUUUUUUGUUUAAUUGUUUCCAUUAACAUGAUAUUAACAUUUUAGGUUGCAUGUAGAAUCCUUUUUUAAUUUUUACAUGUUUUAUAAAGUGACACAAGAAAUAAAUAUAAUUUGCCACCUG
Messenger RNA from Spea bombifrons (plains spadefoot toad), 1657 nucleotides. It is a transcript of the gene RSU1, whose product is annotated as Ras suppressor protein 1. NCBI's taxonomy places the organism in Eukaryota, Metazoa, Chordata, Amphibia, Anura, Pelobatidae. The record is from RefSeq and is a predicted model, not a curated record. Bases 85 to 918 code for a protein of 277 amino acids. The transcript has 9 exons. Gene Ontology annotation, molecular function: protein binding.